AUGCGUGCCGCUACUCUCCUCCUCGUCGCCCUCUCGGCUGUGGCUCUCGCCCUCCCUACCACCAACAACGUCGAGCGUGCCGCUGCUGACGCCAACGUCCGUCAGAUGGACGAGCUUACCGUUGCUGCUAUCAGCAAGUAA
Messenger RNA from Aspergillus niger, 141 nucleotides. RefSeq lists its product as uncharacterized. The record is from RefSeq and is a predicted model, not a curated record. NCBI's taxonomy places the organism in Eukaryota, Fungi, Ascomycota, Eurotiomycetes, Eurotiales, Aspergillaceae. Bases 1 to 141 code for a protein of 46 amino acids. The transcript has a single exon.